Messenger RNA from Linum tenue, 1977 nucleotides. NCBI's taxonomy places the organism in Eukaryota, Viridiplantae, Streptophyta, Magnoliopsida, Malpighiales, Linaceae. The record is from the annotation of a GenBank genome assembly.
AAAAGAAAGAGAAAAAAACAUAAAGACCGUCUCGCUGGGAAGCAGGCAGAAGCGGCAGCAGCCACAGCCACAAGCCACAACAGCGCCACAGCCCACGUUGGCGAAGGGGGAGGAAGGGAGGCAACAUUUCCAUGUGCCCACAUGGCUCUCUGCAGCUGUACUGUUCUUCUUCACAUUACUUUCUCCCUUCUUCGUCACCAUUUCCUCUCCUCCUAAGCCCAUCCCUAAUUUCAUUCCCAUUUCUCUUUUCCUUCUCUUCCCUGAUCCCAUUUCUUCCUCUCCUUUGAUACCCAGAAGAAAGUCAUUAAAAAUUUAGGAGAAGAUGAAGGAGGGCAACGAUGGGUUUGUGCGGGCGGAUCAGAUUGAUCUCAAGAGUCUUGACGAGCAACUUGAGCGCCAUCUCAACAGGGUUUGGACUAUGGACAAGAACAAGCGAUCCGAAGAUCCUAAUGCCCUUCCUCCUCCUUCUGCUGCUGCUCCUGUUCCAGCUACUACUACUUCCCUCCACGCUUCUAAACCUACAUCCAUGGCCGCCGCUACCGCCGCCUUGACUAAGGACAGGCGGGAAUGGGAGAUUGACCCUUCUAACCUUAUUAUCAAGGGUGUCAUUGCUCGUGGCACCUUCGGCACCGUUCACCGUGGUGUCUACGAUGGCCUCGAUGUCGCCGUUAAGCUGCUUGACUGGGGUGAAGAGGGACAUAGGACGGAAGCUGAGAUUGCCUCUCUAAGAGCUGAUUUCACACAAGAAGUUGCUGUUUGGCAUAAGCUUAAUCAUCCUAAUGUCACUAAGUUCAUAGGUGCAACAAUGGGCUCCUCCGACUUACAUAUACAAACUGAGAACGGUCAAAUUAACAUGCCUAAAAACAUAUGCUGUGUUGUUGUGGAAUAUCUUCCUGGAGGUGCACUGAAAUCUUACCUUAUAAAGAACCGCAGACGGAAGUUAGCUUUUAAAGUAGUUGUCCAGCUGGCGCUUGAUAUGGCUAGAGGGUUAAGUUAUCUUCAUUCUCAGAAGAUAGUUCACAGAGACGUGAAGACUGAAAACAUGUUGCUGGAUAAGACACGCACUGUGAAGAUUGCAGAUUUCGGGGUAGCUCGUGUUGAGGCUUCAAACCCUAAUGAUAUGACUGGGGAGACAGGGACACUCGGAUAUAUGGCUCCUGAGGUUUUGAAUGGAAAUCCGUACAAUAGGAAAUGCGACGUGUAUAGUUUUGGUAUCUGUUUAUGGGAAAUCUAUUGUUGCGACAUGCCAUACCCUGAUCUUAGCUUCUCGGAAGUGACCUCUGCUGUUGUCCGCCAGAAUCUCAGACCAGAGAUACCAAGAUGUUGCCCCAGCGCGCUGGCAAACAUAAUGAAGCGGUGUUGGGAUGCCAGCCCUGACAAGCGGCCCGAGAUGGACGAGGUUGUGUCCUUGUUGGAGGCUGUUGACACAACCAAAGGGGGAGGGAUGAUCCCUCCGGACCAACAAGGCGGCUGUCUUUGCUUCCGCAGAAACCGAGGUCCUUGAAUCCCCUCCCUCCUGCUUAUGAAGAUGUCACUGUAUGUACUAAAUGGUAAAGUUAAUGGUCGAAUUAAUGGGGACACAUACUAGGGGGUUGUGGAGGAGAUGCAGUAGAUCUUGAGUCUAUUAAACCAUGUAAAGCUUUUCAUUUCUCUCGUCUCUUCCUGCUUCGUUUCUUUUCUUAGUUUGGGGUAGUAAUUUUUCUAGGAGGGUAUGGCUAAUGUCUUCUUCCUGCCAUAUAAAUAUGAUGAUGAACUCAUUUGUGAAGCAAGCCCUCCUAGUCCUAGGUCACUGCUAAACUAUUAGUAUUAUGGGAAAAGUUUAGCGGUUUGUGUACCUGAAACUGAACAGAGAUUGAGUUGUGUAGUUGAUUAAAUAUUGUGUAGAUGUUUGCCUCUGGACGUAGCAAUUAAAGAACGAUUUUCUGUUGUAUGUGUCAUGAAGUCGAUUUGUGUAAUUUGGGUUAAUACUUUAAUGCG